GAGGUAAGGCUAGGUAAAAGGCGGAGCUAUGCUAAUAGGGAUUGAGGAACGACGUUCCCCGUGGAGGGGAAUUCCUAGAGGGGCGGGGAUAUGCUAAUGAGAGACAGAGACCUGCGCUCCCAGGGAGCGGCGCCACGCGCUCUGGGCUGGAGGGCCGUCUGGGGGCGGGGCUAUGCUAAUGAAAUCUCAUUCUUUGGGCACACGGGUAGGAAAGAUCGUUCUGGGCGGGGCUAUGCAAAUAAGGAGCUCCGUGAGGCCGCUUCUCAGGGCACCUCCCCAGGGCCUUGUUCUAGUAGGCGGGGCUGGCCGGCUCCCGCGCGGCCGUAUAUAGGCGCGCUCCAGGGAAGGAGCAGGUCCUGGGGGGAAGCUCCACCCCCGCCCUGGGAUCCUGGCCAGACUCCCGACCCGGGCGUCCGGGCUGGAUGUCGUAGUCUCCGCCCGCUAAGGGACCCAGGCUUCCGGUUCCCGCUGUCCCAACCAAGCGGAAGACAGACUGGGAGGGGAGUUGGGGCCCUGGAGGGAGGACAGCCCAGUAACGGGACAGGGAGGGGCCGUGAGAUCACUGCAUUCCUAAUCCAUGAGCCAGCUCGCCCAGGCCGGGACGCCUGGGUCAUGAAGGGCCUAUAGCCAGGAAGUCUGGGUCUUUGGAGGAAGCUGACGGCCCAGACUCCUGGGUCCCUAGGAGAGAAUGGGGCUCGAGGUGACCAUGGAGGAAGAAGAUGAGUCUCGAGGGAAGACGGAGGAGUCGGGCGAGGACAGGGGCGACGGCCCGCCAGACAGAGACCCCACGCUUUCUCCGACUGCCUUUAUUCUGCGGGCCAUUCAGCAGGCGGUGGGAACUUCCCUGCAGGGGGACCUGGCGAAUGAUAAAGAUGGCUCUAGGUGUCACGGCCUUCGAUGGAGGCGCUGCCGGAGCCCCCGGUCAGAGUCCCGUUCCCAGGAGUCAGGGGGAACUGACACGGCUGCUGUGUUGGACAUGGCCGCAGACAGCUUCCUGGCAGGGUUGGUGAGCGUCCUGGAUCCCCCAGACACCUGGGUUCCCAGCCACCUGGACCUGCAGCCUGGCGAAAGCGAGGACAUGCUGGAGCUGGUGGCUGAGGUCCGCAUCGGGGACAGGGAUCCGAUCCCGCUGCCGGUGCCCAGCCUGCUGCCUCGUCUCAGGGCCUGGAGGACGGGCAAAACGGUUUCUCCUCAGUCUCAUUCUUCUCAACCCACCCGUGCCCGCCACCUCCUCACCUUGGGGACUGGAGACGGGGGCCCUGCCCCACCUCCUGCCCCCUCCUCUGCGUCCUCCUCACCUUCUCCUUCCCCCUCAUCAUCUUCCCCCUCCCCCCCUCCCCCACCACCACCGCCAGCCCCCCCAGCCCAGCCUGCCCCUCGGUUUGACAUCUAUGACCCCUUCCACCCCACCGAUGAGGCCUACUCCCCGCCGCCUGCACCGGAGCAGAAGUACGACCCCUUUGAGCCAACAGGCUCCAACCCCAGCUCCUCCGCUGGGACCCCCCUCACCUGAGGAGAGCAGGAGGAGGAGGAAGACCAUCAGAGAUCUGUACACCUCGCAACCUAUAAAUCGACCAGUCAGCGUCAGCACAGCUUCGAGGCCUAUUAUGCAGUCUCGUACUCCUCAGCGGCGCCACCCCCGCCGGCCCCCGCCUCCCCCUGGGACUCCAAGAAGCACCGCUCCCGGGACCGCAAGCCGGGCUCCCAUGCCUCCUCCUCCGCCCGCCACCGCUAUCGGUCCCGCUCCGCCCGCCGCCGCUCCCGCAGCCCCGACCGCCGCCACGGAGGCAGCCGCCGCUCCAGGUCCCGGGAGAAGCGGCGUCGGAGGCGGCGCUCGGCCUCUCCGCCCCCGGCCACCUCGUCAUCCUCCUCCUCGAGGCGCGAGCGGCACCGAGGCAAGCACCGGGAAGGCGGCGGCAGCAAGAAGAAGAAGAAGCGGUCUCGGUCCCGGGGUGAGAAGCGGUCGGGGGACAGCGAGAAGGGCCCGGUGCUGGCCCAGCCGCCCUCCGGCGCCACCUCCCUGGGCGCGGAGCGCGACCGCCGCCGGGGCGCGGUGCCGCCCUCCAUCCAGGACCUCACGGACCACGACCUCUUCGCCAUCAAGCGGACCAUCACCGUGGGCCGGCCGGACAUCGACCCCCGCGGCCCGUCGCCCGCCCCGGCCUCGUCGCCCAAGCGCGAGGUGCUGUAUGACUCGGAGGGACUGAGCGCCGAGGAGCGGGGCGGCCGGAGCGGCGAGAAGGACCGGCGCCGCGCGGGGGCGGCCUCCUCCUCCCGGGAGAAGGGAUCCCGGCGGAAGGCGCUGGACGUGGGGGAUCGGGACCGGGAGAGGGACAGAGAGAGGGACAGGGACAGGUCGUCCAAGAAAGCCCGGCCCCCCAAGGAGUCGGCGCCCUCAGGGCCCCCGCCCAAGCCGCCGGUCAGCAGUGGCUCAGGGUCCUCCUCCUCGUCGUCGUCCUCCUCCUCCCGGAAGGUGAAGCUGCAGUCCAAGGUGGCGGUGCUGAUCCGGGAGGGCGUCAGCAGCACCACGCCGGCCAAGGAGGCCGCGUCCGCCGGCCUGGGCUCCAUCGGGGUCAAGUUCAGCCGCGACCGGGAGAGCCGCUCCCCCUUCCUCAAGCCCGAGGAGCGGGCUCCUAUUGACUUCCCUUCGUGCAUCCCGAGUGCGGGCUCUAUUGAGAUGUUAAAGCAGCUCCGGACAUCAUCUAUCUAAAAGGGCCAAGGUGAAGGGCAGUGUUAGACCAAGAAAGCCAAGGAGACCAAGGGUAAGACCAAGCCAUCCAAGGCCAGGGAAAAAAGAUCCGCCAGCAGGGGCGGCGGCAUGGCCCCCGGGGGCCCUGUGCCCCUGAAGAAGUCCAAGGCCGACAGCUGUAGCCAGGCUGCCGGGGCCAAGGGCGCCGAGGAGACGUCCUGGUCCGGGGAGGAGCGAGCGGCCAAGGCCCCCAGCACCCCGCCCCCCAAGGCCGCCCCUCCGCCCCCCGCCCUCACCCCGGACUCACAGACGGUGGACAGCAGCUGUAAGACACCUGAGGUCUCCUUCUUGCCUGAAGAGGCCACUGAGGAGCCUGGGGUCCGAGGUGGGGCGGAGGAGGAGGAGGAGGAGGAAGAAGAGGAGGAGGAGGAAGAGGAGGAAGAGGAGCAACAGCCUGCCACCACCACGGCCACCAGCACGGCCGCCCCCGCCCCAAGCACGGCCCCUAGCGCAGGAUCCACAGCCGGUGACUCGGGGGCAGAGGACGGGCCGGCUCCCCGUGCCUCUCAGCUGCCCACGCUGCCCCCACCCCUGCCCUGGAACCUGCCCGCUGGUGUGGACUGCACUACCAGUGGCGUCCUGGCCUUGACUGCACUUCUCUUCAAGAUGGAAGAAGCCAAUCUGGCGAGCAGAGCAAAGGCCCAGGAGCUGAUCCAGGCCACCAACCAGAUCCUCAGCCACCGGAAGCCACCCUCCAGUCUAGGGGUGACACCAGCUCCUGUACCCACCUCUCUGGGCCUGCCCCCUGGCCCCUCCAGCUACCUGCUCCCUGGCAGCCUUCCCCUAGGGGGCUGCGGCUCUACCCCUCCCACCCCCACUGGGCUGGCUGCUGCAUCUGACAAGAGAGAGGGCAGUAGCAGCUCCGAGGGACGAGGGGACACGGAUAAGUACCUGAAGAAGCUGCACACACAGGAGCGGGCGGUGGAGGAGGUGAAGCUGGCCAUCAAGCCGUACUACCAGAAGAAGGACAUCACCAAGGAGGAGUACAAGGACAUCCUGAGGAAGGCCGUCCACAAGAUCUGCCACAGCAAAAGUGGGAGAUCACCCGUGAAGGUGAGCAACUUGGUGCGCGCCUACGUCCACUACCGCUACUUCCGCAAGCACGGCCGCAAGCCAGGGGACCCCCCAGGGCCCCCACGGCCACCCAAGGAGCCAGGGCCCCCUGACAAGGGCGGCCCUGGCCUGGGCCUGCCCCUGCCCCCUCUCUGAGACCCCCAACAACCCCACCUCCUUCCUCUGCCUCUUCAGAUUCUGGACGUAUUUAUGGCUCCACCUCUCCACUUCCCUCCCCCGUCAGUGGGAUGAUUGGGAGAGGGUUGCUGUGGGGAUGAGAGCCCCCUGCCCAGCCCUGUGCCCAUCUUCCUCGUCCCAAGCCUGUCCCCAUCGCCUCUCCCCUCUGUUCAUGUCCCUCCCCCAGUUUCAUUAAAGAUUUCAUGAAAUGUUACCUUCGAA
Myotis lucifugus (little brown bat) is the source of this 4201-nucleotide messenger RNA. It is a transcript of the gene SCAF1, whose product is annotated as SR-related CTD associated factor 1. Lineage: Eukaryota; Metazoa; Chordata; Mammalia; Chiroptera; Vespertilionidae. The record is from RefSeq and is a predicted model, not a curated record. Gene Ontology annotation, molecular function: RNA polymerase II C-terminal domain binding.